AGAACUGAACAAUGAAAUUAUUGCUCUCUUUAAGUAUCCUAAGUAAAAGAAGAAACUUAAGAAACAAAGAUGGGAGAGGUGAAAGUUUAUGGUAUUAUAGCAGGGCCCUUUAAUAGAAGAGUUGAAUUAGCAUUAAAACUGAAGGGUGUGGAAUACGAAUACAUUGAAGAAGAUAGGUCUAACAAAAGUGCUCAACUUCUCAAGUACAAUCCUGUUUAUAAACAAGUCCCUGUGCUUGUCCAUAAUGGAAAGCCAAUAUGCGAGUCGCUCAUAAUACUUGAAUAUAUUGAUGAGACUUGGGAAGACACGUGUCCUCUCUUGCCUAAAGAUCCAUAUCAGAGAGCCAUGGCUCGUUUCUGGGCUAAGUUUAUCGAUGAAAAGUUAUUGGCUGCGGUAUACAAACUUGUUUCCAGCAAAGGAGAAGAAAAGGAGAAAGGUUGGGAAGAAACUACUGAGCUCCUGAAAUUUCUUGAAAAUGAACUCCAAAAUAAGAAAUUCUUUGGAGGAGACAACAUUGGAUUCCUCGACAUCGUUGCCAGUUACAUUCACUGGUUUGGAGCAAUUCAAGAAUCACUAGGAUUGGAACUAUUGACCAAAGAACAAUUUCCUAAGUUAUGCAAAUGGAUUGAUGAGUUUUUGAGCUGUAGAAUUAUCAUGGAAAAUCUCCCUCCUAGAGAAUUAUUAGUGCCAUUAUACAAAGCUCAAUUUGAAGCAGCAACCAAGUGAGGCCUCGGGGUUCAAACCCCAUCAGUAGUGUAACAUCCUCUUCCCUUCCCUUCCCUGAUAUAAUAAAAAAUAAAAAUAAGUGAUGCCUCAAAGCUGAAAUAAAUGUGUGAUAUAGAGAAAAAUAAAGAAUGAUAUUCCUCGAAAUCUAUGUCAUGAACAAUAAAGAAUGUUGAACAUUUUGUUGUUAUUAUUAUAAGCAGACAAUCAGUUUGAGCUA
Nicotiana tabacum (common tobacco) is the source of this 943-nucleotide messenger RNA. The record is from RefSeq and is a predicted model, not a curated record. Lineage: Eukaryota; Viridiplantae; Streptophyta; Magnoliopsida; Solanales; Solanaceae.